Triticum urartu is the source of this 1465-nucleotide messenger RNA. Its product is annotated as metacaspase-1. Gene Ontology annotation, biological process: proteolysis. Gene Ontology annotation, cellular component: cytoplasm. Gene Ontology annotation, molecular function: cysteine-type endopeptidase activity. NCBI's taxonomy places the organism in Eukaryota, Viridiplantae, Streptophyta, Magnoliopsida, Poales, Poaceae. The record is from RefSeq and is a predicted model, not a curated record.
GAGAGGCAGAGGCAGUGCAAGCAAGCAAGCAGCGCUCAACUAAGCUAACGAACCCACCUACCCAGGUAGCUCGGCAGCCAUGAACAUGAACUGCGGAAGGGGUCCCGCUCCGGCGACGAUGGUGCGCUGCAGGCAGUGCAGCGCCAGCGUCGCCGCGCCGCCCGGCGCCCGUGCCGUCCAGUGCAUGCAGUGCUGCUGCGUUACCCGCGUCGGCGGGGGUGGCCGACAGCACGGGGCGAUGGUGCCGGCGAUGCGCCCCAUCCCGGGCUUCGGCGGCGGCCGCGGCAAGAAGCGCGCCGUGCUGGUGGGGAUCAAGUACACCAACACUCGCGCCUGCGAGCUCAGGGGCCCCAUCAACGACGUCAAGUGCAUGAGGUACCUCCUCACCGAGCACUUCGGCUUCGCCAACGACUGCGUCCUCAUCCUCACCGAUGAGGAGAGGGACCCGUGCAGGCAGCCGACCAAGAACAACAUCCGCAUGGCGAUGCACUGGCUGGUGCAGGGUUGCAGCUCUGGCGACUCACUGGUGUUCCAGUUCUCCGGCGCUGGCGUGCAGGUCCCUGACUGCAGCGGCGAAGAGCGUGACGGCAUGGACGAGGCCAUCUGCCCCCUGGACUCGUUCCAGCAGGGCCCCAUCCUGGACGACGAGAUCAACCAGGCCAUCGUACGCCCGCUCGUGCACGGCGUCAAGCUCCACGCCAUCGUCGACGCCUGCCACAGUGCCACCGUCCUCGAUCUCCCAUACCAGUGCACCUUCUCCAAGCAGUACGGAUGCUUGAGGUGGAGGGAUGAGCGCCCUCUGAACGGCGCCUUCAAAGGCACCAGUGGUGGCCAGGCCGUGCUCAUCAGUGGCAGCAGCAACGGAAAGACCCAGAUGAACAUGAUGCCUGGACCCGAUGCGACGGUUGGCGCCAUGACGCACAGCUUCAUCAGAGCAGUGGAGUGCGAGCCGCGCACCACCUACGGCCACCUGCUCACCUCCAUGAGGACCAUCAUGCGCGAGGGCGGCGGCAACUGCAACCUGCAGGGCCCCGCCGGCGGCUGCAUCCGCAAGGUGGCCAACUUCAGCGGGGUGGAGGAGCCCCAGCUGUCUUCUGCUUGCAAGUUUGACAUCCACCGCGAGCCAUUCUGCAUGUAGAACCCGCGCGGGGGUUCAUCGUCGCUGCUGGAGGCUACUGCAGUCGACGAUUACCACCUACACGGCUAAUCAUCGAUCAUAUCGAGAUAGCCGAUCAGUGGGAUAAAUACUAUGAUGCCUGCUUCUAGUAUGUGUGAUAGCCGAUCACCUCACCUGCCGCCAUGCCAUCCAGAAUGAGCAUAGCUCAUAUAAGGCUCUGGAGGACCACGUUCCCUACUGUACUGUACGUCUGUAUGUACGUACCUCACUGUAAUAAGGCUGUGGUGGUGUUGUGCAUCGUCUCAUACCCUUCAAUAAAUCAAAUUAUAUGCUGCUUCAUCUUCAAAA